Lactuca saligna is the source of this 381-nucleotide messenger RNA. Lineage: Eukaryota; Viridiplantae; Streptophyta; Magnoliopsida; Asterales; Asteraceae. The record is from the annotation of a GenBank genome assembly.
AUGGUUGUUCUCUCUCAACUUUCCGAAGGAUCUUCAUCUUUAUCAUCAAUUCAUGGUCACAUAUAUGACAUAUUUUUAAGUUUCAGAGGUAUUGAUACUCGUAAUAAUUUCAUCGCUUACCUUCAUGAAGCUCUCACCAAAGCCAAUAUCACUACAUUCUUGGAUAAUGAAGAGAUUAAAGCUGGGGAAGAUCUAAAACUGGAAUUGGAGAGUGCUAUCAAAGCAUCUAGGGCUUCUAUUAUCGUAUUAUCUAUAAAUUAUGCUACUUCAACCUGGUGUCUUGAUGAGUUGGUGUUGAUCCUUGAGCAACGUAUGACAUCCAACCAUAUUGUCAUCCCUAUCUUUUAUCAUGUUGAGCCUACCCAUGUUCGGAAGCAAUAG